AUGGGAGACUCAUCUUGGCAGCAGACUUUGAAUAAUUGUGAGAACAUAGAUUAUUUACGUGGAGAAUUUGAGAGCAGGAGAGAAUGGCGGCUCCGAAAACAGUUUCUGGAAAUGAAUUACGGCAGUUUGCCGAUGGACAGAUUGGUGUGUUUGUCUCGAUGUUUUAUAAACAUCAUCAUGUAUGGAUGUUCGUACCCUGCAGCUGUGAUGAAGGACGUUCAAGAGCGGAGUCAAGGCAUUGUUGAAGAAGUUAAAGCUGAGAAGAAGGUGGAGGCCAAACAGAAAUAUCUUGCCUCAUUUGUGAAGGCCAGCAGUGAACCAGACACUUUGUCCAGCACGGUUUCCUUUGGUGCCAGCACAGCUGUUGUGAAGAAUGUUGCACCGGCAGCAGAACCGUGGGCAUCAUUUUCUCCUAGAAACUCAGCUAUUUCUAAAGUUAUUCACUUUGGACAUGAAGCAGACAGUAAAACUCUUGAACCAGCUGCUUCCAUUAUCCCUGAUGAUUAUGGAUUUUGGGGCGGUCCAGAAGUUGUAACUGGUAACAUCCCACUUGAUGAAGGAAUAGACAUGUCUACAGUCCGUGUAAUCAACAAGAGCCCAGACUUACGCAGUCAAGGCACAAAUUUGGUUAAUCCUGCACCCCACAACCAACAUCCAAAGACAGCACUGUCCAAAGAAGAAUGCUUGGCUGCCUACCAGAAAGAAUCCAAUCCAGUGUUGCAGAAAAUUAGAAAACUUGCGUUUGAAGUUUUAAAACGUCAGUCAAAAUUUGAACAAAAUGCGAAGGAAGUUUUACAUUCAGCUGGAAAUCAUGUUCCUGUUGUUAUGGACUUUGCUGUAGAGAAGGUUGUUAACAAUAAAUCAGUCAGUUUCUUAUGUUGUGUUUUGAUUGAAGGAGUUGAAGUGGCUUCGGAAAUGGGACCUAACAUAAAGCAGGCUAAAACAAAUGCGUGUGAGGCAGCAUUAAGAGUGAUUGUGAUGCCUAAGCUGGAAAUCGUCCAGGUUGGUGAUAAACACCUAGUCAUAAAGGGAACAAGUUUAAUACAGGACAGACACGUGCGCCCGAUUCAGACAGCUCGGUUUGAUAAUAGCAGGGCUUCCUUUGCCAGGCCGUUGAAUAAUAGGAAGUUACCAGGCAGGGCAGUUCCUUAUUAUCAAGAAUCAAAUAGCCAGCUUGUCAAGCGUAAACGAAACGAUUUUAAAGCGUUGGAGGAUUUCAUCGUUGUAGAACAGUGGAAUCCCACUUCUGCAGGAGGUGCGGUAAAUAUCUUGAAGCAGAGCGCCGAUUUUAACAGGAUGCUGUUGGAGUAUGAUUAUUUCAAUCAAGGAAUGGCUACUCGAUGUGUUGUAAAAAUUGAAGGGGAGGUUGUAGCUGACGUAUUAGACUCAUCAAAACCUACAUCCAAAAUUGCAGCUUCUGCUCAGUGCCUACAAUUCUUGAGGAGCCACUGUUGGGUGCUGAAGACCAAACAAGCUGUAGACUCCACCACCUCCAUCUCUAAAGAAGAGAUUCAGAAGGAAAUCCAGCUAAAAUCAAACCAGAUCAGCAGCGAUAACAUUGGCAGUAAAAUGCUUCAGAAAAUGGGCUGGUCUGGAGGUGGUGUUGGUAAGGAAGGCACAGGAAUCUCAGAACCUGUGUCUCUGGUGAGUGUCAUAAACAGACAAGGUCUGGGACUUAGUGCGGAGUAUGGAAUUACAGGUGAUUUCAGGCAAAGAAUGAAAGAAGUCAUUGAAACAUAUGCUUCCUCAGACUGCCAAGAGGAUUUAGCAUUUUCGUCUGAAUUCAGCAUUGAAGAGAGGAAGAUCAUUCACGAUGAGAGUCGGAAGCUGAAUCUUCGCAGUGUCAGUCGAGGAAAGGGCCAGAACAGGUACUUGUGUGUGUCCAGAAAACGAUCAGCCAAUCAGUUAUUUGAGCAUGUUAUGGCAUGUGGCGGAGAAACUGCUAAAUAUAAGCUUUUCCCGCCAGGGACAUAUGUCCCGGACACUGAGGAUCAGCUUGAGUUUGGAGGGGAUGUCCCAGAAAAAAUGUGA
Candidula unifasciata is the source of this 2031-nucleotide messenger RNA. Lineage: Eukaryota; Metazoa; Mollusca; Gastropoda; Stylommatophora; Geomitridae. The record is from the annotation of a GenBank genome assembly.